CUCGACAAUGACCAUAGGCCAUUGUCGAUUUCGAUUCGACAAUGACCACAGGCCAUUGUCGAGUUCGACUCGACGAUGACCACAGGCCAAGGUCGAGUUCGACUCGACGAUGACCCCGGGCCAUUGUUGAAUCGAACUCGACAAUGGCCUGGGGUCAUCGUCGAGUCCGACUUGACGAUGACCCGGCCCAUUGUCGACUCCGACUCGACGAUGCCCCCGGGCCAUUGUCGAGUUCGACUCGACAAUGCCCCCGUCGAGUUCGACUCGACGGCGGCCUCUGCAUGGGCGGAGAUGCCACGUGGCAGCACGUGGUUGAUUCACGACGGUUUACCGUUCUCCCAGGCCUCCGCUGCUGCCUUCGAUGCGGAUGCUCGGAACUUUGCUCCGAUGCUGCGUGAACCUCCGAUGUGCGAGCGAGAUCUCCGUUGCGUUCUGCGCGAGCCUCCGAUGUGCGAGUCAGUGCUCCGCCGGCUUCGGACGCUUUGCGAACCUCCGCAACGCUCCUUUGCUCUCGACGAACUUGCAGAAAUGGGAAAUGGUGGGCCCACAACACUAUUUAUACUUUAUGUGGAAGGCCUGCGAGGGAAUGUGGCAUGCGGGGUGUGGCUUCGGGACCCGGUGCCUCGGGGGGAUGUGCAGCGGGAGCGAUGUCGAGUUCAAUACGAUGACGGUCGAGCGCAGGCAUGUACACCACGUGCUGAACACGACCCCAUCGUCGUGUUCAACACGAUGACGGUCGCUGUCAUCGUGUCGAACACGACCGAGGUGGCACCCCCCGACCCCGCCGUCGUGUUCAAUGCGAUGACGGUCGCUCUCGUAGUGUUGAAAUCGACCACGUUGAAUCGCCACCGUGCCGGUGGUAAUGUUCAACAGGAGACGGUCGAGCGCGGACAUGUUCACCACGAAAGCACCGUCGCGUUCAACAAGCAGGCGGUCGCUCAUCAUAAUCUUCAACACGACGGCGGUUGCGGUGGCUGUCAUACAGACACGGGCAUCAAUCGCGACACGACAACGGUUGAGCGCGGGCAUGUUGAGAAUACGGUGACGGUGACUCUCGCUGUGUGCGCCUGUCGUGUUGUGCAAUGCGAUGAUGCGUCGUCGUGUUCGACCCGACCGUAGCGGGAGAUCAUCGCGUUCAACACGACAGCUCGUCGCCGUGUCUCUCGUGCAUCGCUUCUGUUGAAGACUGUAUUUUUUUCCGCAUUCACGGGCCUUACAUCGG
This is a messenger RNA of Chara braunii, 1222 nucleotides long. The record is from the annotation of a GenBank genome assembly. Lineage: Eukaryota; Viridiplantae; Streptophyta; Charophyceae; Charales; Characeae.